CGCAUGUUUACAGUCAGAAAUGAACCCCUGAUUACAAUUGAUUUUAAAGCGUUUUGAUAGUGUGUCGUUUUAUAUUAAACGCGCUGGUUAAAGUGGUAAAUGCGGACUAAGGAGAGGACGCUUAUUGUCGGAGAUAUUGAAUUGUUUGACUUUGUUUCUGAUCUUUUUUUUUUUUUGGCAGAUACGUUUAAACCUUAUUCGAGGAUGUGAAACUCGAAGUUGUUGGAGUUGAAAAGUUGGAAAACCAUUUAUCGCAAGGAUUCACUCCGGUUUAAGGUGGUAGAUAAAAGCUGUAUCUGAAUGAGUGAGCAUGGAUAAAGAAGAAGAUUUGGAGAUACUUGGUGAACAGCUGUACUCUCUGAUCUACCCCAAACACAAGGAGGGUGCUGCAAAACUCACAGGUAUGUUACUGGAGCUUCCAGCUGCUGUUUUGAGCCAGAUGCUGCAGGAUGAGGCCAUGCUGACGGCAGCUGUGGAGAAAGCUCUCAGAGCUCUGCAGCUGGCACUGAAGGCCAGUGAGGCAGCACAGAAAGAUGAGGAUGAUGUGUCCGAGUCCUCCGACUCUCUGGGGGAGCAGCUGUUUGAGUUGGUGGAUGUUUACAACACUGGUCACUCAGAGAAAAUCACAGGAAUGCUUUUGGAGCAGCACAAAGAUGUGAUUUUACAGCUUUUGUCAGACCACAAACUCCUGGAGGAACAUGUAAAUCUUGCCCUGAAGACACUGAAAGAGCAGAAUAUAGAGAAGGACCUCAGCGAUGCUUCAGAAGGUGACGAGACAGACAGGCUGGGAGAGAAGCUCUUCUCAUUGGUAGAGGAGAUGGAUUCACUGCAUGCAAAUGACAUCACAGGUAUGCUCCUGGAGAUGGACGCUGCUUCUGUGCAACAGCUGCUCAGUGACCACACAAAGCUGCAGGUUGCGGUUCAGAAAGCACAGGCAGUGCUGGAUACUGAGAGCUAAGCUGGAUUUGAUCAACCCCCGAUUAUGAAGACUUUUGUUAUUUUAGACUAAAUUGUGAACUGGGUAUGAACGCAAGAUGACCGAUGAGUCUGAAAGACAUCAUUCUGCUGAAAUGAAGGCUCAUUUCUGAGUCCUCUGUUUGCAGUGUCAGCGUCUAAUGAAAAACAAAUCUUCACGGCUUCACUUUGGUGCCAAAUCUUUAUGGUUUUCUUGAUAAAACUGUUUACACUAAUGCAUAAGAAUUGAUUUUCUUCUAUAGAAGUCUCAGAAAUUUGGAUCAAGAUGCUGCUUUUCGUUUUGCAUUAUUGUAAAAAAUUUUCAGCUGCUAGGAAAUAUAGCCCAUUUUCAAAUACAUUUUCAAAUACAUUUCAAAUACAUGCUUACUGUUGUAUAUUAUAGUGACAGAACUAUCUCCAAAUACUGAUUAUAAAGAUAUUCAUCAUUACUAUUUCUUAGUCCUGUGUUCAGCUGUAGCAUACAAAAGGAGGACAAAAAUGAAUGACUGAGCUAAUGUGGAUGGAUUUAUGUAAAUAUAUAAGGUUUGAUAUGCUGAUUUAUUUUUAAGUUUACAUUUUAAUAAUGUAGAAUAUGACUCACUAUCAAAGAAGGAGUAAUUAUGACUGUUUGAGCUCAAAAUGACCAUUAGUGACACAAUAUAGCUAAUUAUGUUGGACCAAUCACAUUUCAUCCUCCUCCAAAAAACAGCUUCUUUGGGGAAGAAGCACUCCUGUUCACUUUAAAAUAUGAAAGUGUUUGGUUAAUUCAUUUCUGAACUUGCUGUCUAAAGGAGAAGGCUUCAGAGCAACUCUGUAGGUACCAAGUGAUUCAUUCAGAUUAGAGCUCGUUAACACGUUCACAGGUGGUGAAUAAGACUUAUAAAGUGUCAUAAACAUGACAUAACACCUGUCAUGAACAUGAGUAGCUCUCUCUGACUGUUGUCAUAAAGUGUCAUUCGGUUAAAUCGCGUCACUUUUAAUACAAAGUUUACAUUAUUCAAAAUGUCUUUGUUGUGACAACUUGAUGUCAAAUCAUGAUCUGACAUAUUUGUUAUAAAAGUAUGAUUGAUUAAACUUUAGCUUUAAUAACAACGCUACAUAAUUUUUAAAGUUUAAUCAGUCAUACUUUUAUAACAAAUUCAUGUCAGAUCAUGAUUUCUUGGUCAAUGUCAAGUUGAGAAACGAAGACAUUUUUGUCUUCGUUAAAUACAACAGUACUGAAGAAAGAUCUUUCUUUAUUCCUGACUAAAAACAAAUGUUAAAAAUAUAUAUCAUGAGUUAGUGAAUAAAUUAUUGCUGUAUUGACUUCCAUAUUUUCGAAAUAAAUAUUUAAAAA
Poeciliopsis prolifica (blackstripe livebearer) is the source of this 2290-nucleotide messenger RNA. RefSeq lists its product as uncharacterized. Lineage: Eukaryota; Metazoa; Chordata; Actinopteri; Cyprinodontiformes; Poeciliidae. The record is from RefSeq and is a predicted model, not a curated record. Gene Ontology annotation, biological process: regulation of double-strand break repair; protein polyubiquitination. Gene Ontology annotation, molecular function: RNA binding. The transcript is spliced from 6 exons. Gene Ontology annotation, cellular component: nucleus. The coding region runs from base 311 to 958 and encodes 215 amino acids.